UACAUGCAAAACAAAAUGGAAGAGUAUAGUAAGACACGUGCGACCUAUGCGACAUAGCGAACGUAUGCAUUAUGGAUCCGAAAGAUUUAUAAGUUACAUCGCAAGACACGUUCAAUGAAAUUUUAUAUUAUAAUGUCGUAUUUAUUUAUUGAUACUUAUAUGUCUUGAUAAAAGACAUUUUAUAAAAUUUGUGAUUAUUAUGUAUAUUAGAGGUUAUGUGUGAUGUACUGUGCUUAAAUAUCAUUGUAGCAUCAUUGUAAAAAACUUUUUAUAUCUCUUCGUGCUGUUAAUUGAUUUGUAAUAAUUAAAAAUGUCUUCUGACAAGUCUGACGAUGCAAGCAAUUCACUUCCACCAAAUAUCCAAAUAAAGGUAGAACCUGGGACAUCUUUGCCUGUACCUAUACAAAACAUUAAAACAGAACCUGGUUUAUCAACUACUACUAGAUUAACUUCUUUCCGAUUGCCAAGAGAUUUAACAUUGGGGGGUAACAUUAAGACUGAGAAAUCCAAGAAAGUAUAUAUACCAAAUUUAAAUGCUCAGAGAACUAAGAAAAAAGAAGACUCGACGCAAAAUGAUUCUGCAAAGACAAGUAGAGAUAGAGACCAUAAUAGAGGACGUGGCAGAGGUAAUACAGAUAGAGGACGCGACAGAGGACGUGGGAGGGGAUCUAGCAAUCUGAUUCAAUCUAGUGGUAUUUGGUCCACUGGAAUAGUGAGUACACCAGGAAAACGCUAUAGCGGUGGUUGUAGGGAUAGUGAUAGAAGUGCUCAAGUAUGUCUAGAGAAACCAAAAUUAGAAUUGAACCGUAGUAUUGAUAAAGCUGAAGAAGAAGAAAAAGUAAAGUUACUGCUAAGAGAUGAUUUCGUCGAUGAUGGAGAACCUAUAAACUUUGAUAAUGGACCAGUUAUUUUGCCAAUGAUCAAAGGAAAGUUAUACAAGGAGGACACUAAAGUAUCAAUUGAAAAAGAAGAGGAAGAAGAAAUAGAUAGGAAACCCAUUAUUUUGGAAAAUGGGGAGGUGUUACCACCAAAGAAGGAACAUAAACUUAAGAUACCCAAAUCUGAUGUAGAAACAAAAGAUGAAUUUUUAGAAAGCAUUCCCAAGAUUAUUGAAAAUAAAGCAAAUUCAUAUAUUUUAAUGCAGUUUCCAGAUUGUUUACCAGGUUUAGUAGGUGGUGCAGAAGACACUAGACCAACUCGAUCAAAUAAUGCAAAUUACGAAAAGGAGAAUGAAAGUAAACAACAAACAGAAUUUUGUACUUUAAAUAGUUUAAAACCUGGUAUUUUAGGGAAGUUACAGAUAUUAAAAUCGGGUAAAGCACGCUUAUUACUGGGAGAAAAUAAUUUAACUGUUGAUGUUGGGUCACAUCUUAGUUUUCGACAUGAUCUUAUUGCCGCAAAAGUGGAUACCGAAAAUUUAAUCGGUGAUCUUAUUAAUUUAGGUCCAGUAACCAGUACGCUGAUAUGUUCGCCUGAUUGGGAAUCAAUGCUAGCCAAAUUAUAAAUAAAUUUUUAAUAUGAAUGGAUCUUAUUACAUACUCUUUAUUAUGUGGAAUAUUUGUAAAUGUAAUGAAAGUUAAUGUUAUUUAAGAUACAAAAAGCGAAUUUUUCAAAAAUCAUGUAUUUUCAAUACUACAGUAUACGUGAAAGUCAUAUCACGUACAAAUCCACUAGUAAUUCAUACACCUAAAUAAAUUUACAGUAAUUGUA
Molecule: messenger RNA, 1710 nt
Organism: Bombus impatiens (common eastern bumble bee)
Lineage: Eukaryota; Metazoa; Arthropoda; Insecta; Hymenoptera; Apidae
Gene: RpIIIC53
Product: DNA-directed RNA polymerase III subunit RPC4
Exons: 8
Coding region: 311-1504 (397 amino acids)
Biological process (GO): transcription by RNA polymerase III
Cellular component (GO): RNA polymerase III complex
Molecular function (GO): DNA binding
Source: RefSeq, a predicted model, not a curated record